Cynara cardunculus var. scolymus (artichoke) is the source of this 1246-nucleotide messenger RNA. RefSeq names its product carbonic anhydrase 2-like. Lineage: Eukaryota; Viridiplantae; Streptophyta; Magnoliopsida; Asterales; Asteraceae. The transcript has 9 exons. The record is from RefSeq and is a predicted model, not a curated record. Bases 308 to 1075 code for a protein of 255 amino acids. Gene Ontology annotation, molecular function: carbonate dehydratase activity; zinc ion binding. Gene Ontology annotation, biological process: carbon utilization.
CGUGUGUGGUCUGACCUGUUCUUCAGCUUCUCAUCUUCAUCCAUCAGCAGCUGAUCGGAGUUUCAAGCACCGAUCAAAUCACAAUCCCUAUUCCUCCACAACCAUCAGAUUUCGUGACGUUCGCAGCUAGAAGAAAUGGCGGAAGGUUAUUCAUGCGACGAAGCCAUUGAAGGACUGAAGAAGCUUCUUAGACCUCUAGACUCGACAUAACCGACGUUUUUGUCCACACGCUUUAUGUGUGUGGGACCCCCACACGGCUAGUAGUGCUGCCCUCACCCCCGUUAACCAGCUGGCUCGUUCGGUUUUCAUGUUUCAUAUCGUCAUUAUUUUACGUCGUACUGUUUGGCGGUUUUGCAGUGAGAAUGGUGCCUUUGAAGCUGCCGCUGCCGUGAAGAUCAAGCAACUAACGGCCGAUUUGGAGGCGGCCUCUGCCAAAGAAGUUAACCCGGUCGAGAGGAUCAAGACCGGAUUCGCUCACUUUAAGACAGAGAAAUAUGAGAAGAACCCAGGUUUAUUCGAAGAGCUUGGGAAAGGCCAAACCCCCAAGUUCAUGGUAUUUGCGUGCUCGGAUUCACGGGUCUGUCCAUCACACAUCCUAGAUUUCCAGCCAGGAGAAGCCUUCAUGGUUCGAAACAUUGCUAGCAUGGUCCCCCCAUAUGACAAGACAAAAUACUCUGGAACUGGGGCAGCUAUUGAAUAUGCAGUAUUGCAUCUGAAGGUGGAGAAUAUUUUAGUAAUUGGACACAGUUGCUGUGGUGGUAUUAAAGGACUCAUGUCUAUCCCGGACGAUGGAACCACUCAUUCUGACUUCAUAGAGGAUUGGGUAAAAAUAUGUGCUACUGCUAGAAGCAAGGUGAAAACAGAAUGUGGCGAUUUGGAGUUUGCAGAACAAUGCAGCAAGUGUGAGAAGGAGGCUGUGAAUAUAUCUUUGGGAAACCUAUUGACUUACCCAUUCGUAAAAGAAGCAGUGUUGAAGAAAACACUUAGCAUAAAAGGAGGGUACUACAACUUUCUAAAUGCUACUUUCGAUCUCUGGUGUCUUGAUCACGGUAUCUCCCCCUCUCUUUCCGUAUGACUAAUUAAUUAGUUUUUUAUUCUUCUCAUGCAUAUUUUCAAUAACUCGAAAUGGUUGUAGAUCGAGGGGUAUAAAUUAAUGUUUAAGAAAUAAGUUGUAUAAAAUGUUUUUGUACUGUCUAACAUUAUAUUGUUUUAAGAAAUUAAUAAACCCUCAACUGUAUUAGUUCUC